AUGGUGAAGAAAGCUAUUGACUCACGUAUUCCUACGUUAAUUAGAAACGAUGUGCAGACUAAACAACGGUCCUUCUUCGUUAUUGUCGGUGAUAGGGCAAGGAACCAGUUGCCCAACUUACAUUAUUUGAUGAUGAGCGCUGAUUUAAAGAUGAAUAAAUCCGUUCUUUGGGCAUAUAAGAACAAAUUACUUGGAUUUACAUCACACAGAAAGAAGAGAGAAAAUAAAAUUAAAAAAGAAAUUAAGAGAGGAACUAGAGAAGCUAAUGAUCAAGAUCCAUUCGAAGCUUUUAUUUCCAAUCAAAAUAUUAGAUAUGUCUACUACAAAGAUACAGAAAAAAUCUUAGGUAACACUUACGGUAUGUGUGUUUUACAAGAUUUUGAAGCGUUAACUCCUAAUCUUCUGGCAAGAACUGUUGAAACCGUUGAAGGUGGUGGUAUAGUAGUGAUUUUGUUAAAAUCGAUGGCAUCUUUGAAGCAACUUUAUACUAUGACUAUGGAUGUCCACUCCAGAUACCGUACUGAGGCUCAUACUGAUGUGGUGGCUCGUUUUAACGAAAGAUUCAUCCUAUCUCUGGGAUCAAAUGAAAACUGUUUAGUGGUCGAUGAUGAACUAAACGUCCUUCCGAUCUCUGGUGGUAGAAAUGUGAAGCCUUUACCACCAAAAGAUGAUGAUGAGAGAACUCCAAGUGAAAUAGAAUUAGCUGAAUUAAAAGAGUCUUUACAAGAUGUACAGCCAGCAGGGUCACUGGUUGGUCUUUCUCGAACCGUAAACCAAGCCCAUGCAAUUUUGUCAUUCAUAGAUGUUAUAUCUGAGAAAACUCUUGAUACUACAGCUGCAUUGACGGCAGGUAGAGGUAGAGGUAAGUCUGCUGCACUCGGUGUUGCCAUAGCAGCUGCUGUAUCUCAUGGUUAUUCGAAUAUCUUUGUCACAUCACCAUCUCCAGAAAAUUUGAAGACAUUAUUCGAAUUCAUUUUUAAAGGGUUUGAUGCUCUUGGAUACCAGGAACAUAUUGAUUACGACAUUAUUCAAUCCACUAACCCAGAUUUCAACAGGGCCAUCGUAAGAGUCGACAUUAGGAGAGAUCACAGGCAGACAAUUCAAUACAUUCUUCCACAAGAUUCUCAUGUUCUAGGUCAAGCGGAGUUAGUGGUUAUCGAUGAAGCUGCCGCCAUUCCCCUGCAGAUCGUCAAGAACUUGUUGGGUCCUUAUUUGGUUUUCAUGGCUUCCACCAUUAACGGUUAUGAAGGUACUGGUAGAUCCUUAUCUUUAAAGCUGAUACAGCAAUUGCGUCAACAGGCAAACUUGAAUGAUACAGGUAAUUCACAGACAGUCGUAACCUCAAGAGAUAGCAAAGCCUCAGGCAGUAUUCGCACGGGAAACCGUCAACUAAGGGAGAUUCUUCUAGAUGAGCCAAUCAGAUACACUCGUGGUGAUCCUGUGGAAAAAUGGUUAAACAAAUUGCUUUGUCUUGACGUUACUCUGAUGAAAAAUGCGAGAUUUGCCGCCAAGGGUACACCUCAUCCAUCUCAAUGUAACUUAUUUGUGGUGAAUAGGGAUACUCUUUUCUCUUAUCAUCCGGUUUCGGAAUCUUUCUUGGAGAAGAUGAUGGCUCUUUAUGUGGCAUCUCACUAUAAAAAUUCUCCUAAUGAUUUACAAUUGAUGAGUGAUGCUCCAGCACACCAGUUAUUCGUUCUAUUACCACCAAUUGACCCCAAGGAAGGUGGUAGAAUUCCAGACCCAUUAUGUGUGGUACAAGUCGCAUUAGAAGGUGAAAUUUCAAAAGAACACGUCAGAAGUUCAUUUGCUAGAGGUCACAGAGCAGGCGGUGACUUGAUCCCAUGGCUAGUUUCACAACAAUUUCAAGACGAGGAGUUUGCAGGUUUGAGUGGUGCUCGUGUUGUAAGAAUUGCCACCAACCAAGAAUAUGCAUCCAUGGGUUACGGUUCAAGGGCAAUCGAACUUUUGAGAGAUUAUUUCGAAGGUAAAUUUACUGAUCUAUCUGAAGACACUACACCAAAGGACUUUUCCAUUAAAAGAGUCAGUGACAAAGAACUGCAGAAUGCAAAUCUGUUGACCGACGAAGUCAAAUUGAGAGACGCUAAGAAACUACCUCCCCUGCUGAUGAAAUUAUCGGAACAACCACCACACUUUUUGCACUACUUGGGUGUUUCUUAUGGUCUUACUCCUUCAUUAUUGAAAUUUUGGAAGAGAAACCAAUUUGUUCCAGUGUACUUGCGUCAAACCGCUAACGAUCUAACAGGUGAGCACAGUUGUGUCAUGUUAAGUGUGCUAGAAGGUAGAGAACAUCGUUGGCUCUCCGAAUUUGCUAGAGAUUUCCACAAGAGGUUCCUAUCACUCCUGUCGUAUGAUUUCAGGAAAUUCACGGCAGUCCAUGCACUAAGUUUGAUUGAAUCCAGCCAAAAAGCAGAGAAAGAAUCUGCGGAUGAAAAACCUGUUAAACGUCUGAAUAAGGAACAAUUGGACGAUUUAUUCUCUCCAUUUGAUUUGAAAAGAUUAGACAGUUACUCCAACAAUUUACUAGAUUACCAUGUUAUCGUCGAUAUGUUGCCCACUUUAGCCAUUCUGUACUUCGGCGGUAGAAUGGAAGGUUCCGUGAACCUUUCCGGUGUACAAAGUGCCAUCUUUUUAGCCAUUGGUCUCCAACGCAAGAACAUCGAUGAUAUAAGCAAAGAACUGAACCUUCCAUCUAAUCAAGCAAUUGCCAUGUUUGCUAAGAUUAUGAGAAAGAUUUCAGUAUAUUUCAGACAGCUACAGGCCGAAUCUAUUGGUAAAUCUCUACCGAAUGCAGCACAAGAUGAGCAAAUUGCAGAGAUGAAUGGUGAAGAAAUUAAAGGUUACGAUGCAGCUGAGGCAUUGGAUCAAAUGGACGAAGAUCUGGAAGAAGCAGGUUCCGAAGCAGUGCAAGCUAUGAGAGAAAGACAAAGGGAAUUCAUCAAUUCUUUGGAUUUGAACAAGUAUGCAAUUGCCGAGAAUGAAGAAGAAUGGAACCAAAACCAAAAGAGCUUAGAAAAGGCUGCUCAAUCCAAGGGUACUGCAAGUAUCAAGACUGGUACCAAAAGAAGUACAGAAAAUGCCGAAAACAUCUACAAACAAGAAAUGGGGGCCGUCAAGAGAGGCAAGAAGACCAAGAAGAGAAGUGGAUAA
Zygosaccharomyces rouxii is the source of this 3168-nucleotide messenger RNA. RefSeq names its product ribosome biosynthesis protein KRE33 (gene KRE33). The transcript has a single exon. Gene Ontology annotation, cellular component: nucleolus; 90S preribosome. The record is from RefSeq and is a predicted model, not a curated record. Bases 1 to 3168 code for a protein of 1055 amino acids. NCBI's taxonomy places the organism in Eukaryota, Fungi, Ascomycota, Saccharomycetes, Saccharomycetales, Saccharomycetaceae. Gene Ontology annotation, molecular function: ATP binding; tRNA binding; 18S rRNA cytidine N-acetyltransferase activity. Gene Ontology annotation, biological process: rRNA acetylation involved in maturation of SSU-rRNA.